Messenger RNA from Staurois parvus, 699 nucleotides. Lineage: Eukaryota; Metazoa; Chordata; Amphibia; Anura; Ranidae. The record is from the annotation of a GenBank genome assembly.
AUGAGGAAAACCUCCGAGGAUUGUCUCACUUUGUCUCCAGACUGGAAAGUAGAAGAUGAGGACAUCACACAGUAUAGUCCAGGAGAAAACCCGGCUCCCUCCAAUGUCCAUCCGGCACCACCCAGUGUAGAUGGACCAUCGGAUUCCUCGUAUCCUGAGGAACCUCAGACUGUGCGGGACCGGGCCGGCCUUCCAACAGGGAAGAGCUUCUCCUGUACUGAGUGCGGGAAGAGGUUUCCGUCUACUCCAGUCUUACACACAUCAGAGAUCUCACACACAGGGGAGAAGCCAUAUUCCUGUCUGAAGUGUGGGAAAUGUUUUUUCAGAGAAGUCCAUCUUUACACACAUCAGAGAUCUCACACAGGGGAGAAGCCGUAUUCCUGUCCUGAGUGUGGGAAAUGUUUUUCAGACAAGUCCAGUCUUUACAACACAUCAGAGAUCUCACACAGGGGGAGAAGCCGUAUUCCUGUCCUGAGUGCGGGGAAAUGUUUUUUUCAGAGAAGUCCAAUCUUUACAAACAUCAGAGAUCUCACACAGGGGAGAAAGCCAUAUUCCUGUCCUGAGUGUGGGAAAUGUUUUUCACAGAAGUCCACACGGGGGAGAAGCCGUAUCUUUCCUGAGACAUCAGAGAUCAACAUCAGAGAUCACACGGGGAGAAGCCACUUUCCUGUCCUGAGUGAGGGAAAUGUUCCUCACUGA